UACAGUCUCCUGCCUCCGUCAGAGCCGCGAGUCAAGCUCCUGCGCGGCGCACGGACACUUUCCAUCGCUCCUCUCGUUUCUCAGGAGCGCGACACUGGAUGAGAUCGUUCCUAGAAAUCCUCCUGCAAACAACUGGGAGGGGGGGGAAACAGUUGAUGAAGUAAUUAGUAUUAUAGAGUUUUUAUGUGGAUGUGAUUUUUGCUCGCAGUUUUUUUUUUUUGAUUUGCCUCUCAGUGAAUUUGCUGCUGAUGCCUCGCACCCGAGCCGCGGCGCAGACUCGGUUAAUUUACGCAGAGCAGCUGUAACAAUGUUCGGAUACAGUGGGAGCUAACUGCAUGUGGAUGCUCUUGGACUUAACAGCCUGCAAAAAACAAGGAUUCAGUCAAACUUAUGGCGUGAAGGGGCCGUACUUGGCCUUCGUCAUUCACAGCUAAUGGAUGUCUUUACCCAGUAUGCCUACAAUGACAGUUUCUAUGACAAUGGAACAUGGAGCUUCAACGAGACCGAUCGAGAGCACAAGCACCCGUACAACUACUACGCCAUGCUGCUCACGCUGCUCAUCUUCGUCAUCGUCUUCGGCAACGUGCUGGUGUGCAUGGCUGUGUCCAGAGAGAAGGCUCUGCAGACCACCACCAACUACCUGAUUGUCAGCCUGGCUGUCGCAGACCUUCUGGUGGCCACGCUGGUCAUGCCCUGGGUCGUCUACUUGGAGGUAGUGGGAGAGUGGCGCUUUAGCAAGAUCCACUGUGACAUCUUUGUCACUCUAGACGUGAUGAUGUGUACAGCCAGCAUCCUCAAUCUCUGUGCCAUCAGCAUUGAUCGCUACACGGCGGUCGCAAUGCCAAUGCUGUACAAUACUCGCUACAGUUCCAGGAGACGGGUCACAGUAAUGAUCUCCGUGGUGUGGGUACUGUCUUUCGCCAUAUCGUGUCCCCUGUUGUUCGGCCUGAAUAACACAGCUACUCGUGAUGAGUCUCUCUGUGUAAUCGCCAAUCCGGCUUUUGUGGUGUACUCCUCCAUUGUGUCCUUCUAUGUUCCCUUCAUCAUCACUCUGCUGGUUUAUGUGCAAAUUUAUGUGGUCCUGAGGAAGCGCAGGAAACGUGUAAACACAAAACCAAAGCAGCGAAUGUGUCAGGCCGUCGACCCUGAUGCAGCCACAUCGCUGAAGGUUAAGUGCACUCAUCCAGAGGAUGUGACAUUGUGCACCAUGAUUGUUAAGACUAAUGGGAGUUUUCCUGUCAACAAGAAGAAAGUGAUUUUCAUCAAAGACGUGAUCAAUGAGGGGGAAGAUCUGGAGCUGGACGAGCUGAACAACAGCGGCAGCAGCAGCCAGAGGCAGAAGCAGCAGUCGCAGUGUGCUCUUGGAGACAUUCCGGCCACGAGCCACCAGCAACUGAUGCCCAGCAAGGCCAACAACAGCCCCACGUCCACACCUCCCACACCCCCCGAGGAGGCCCAGAAAGCAGAGAAGAACGGAGACCCUACCAAGGUGGCUCAUGGGGAUCCGGCACCGGUUGUGGCCAAAGCCUUUCAGACGCAGGCCUUACCUAACGGCAAAACUCAGACCUCUGUGAAAACUAUGAACAUGAACAAGAGGAAGAUCUCCCAGCAGAAGGAGAAGAAGGCCACUCAAAUGUUAGCCAUUGUUCUUGGUGUCUUCAUCAUAUGCUGGCUGCCGUUCUUCAUCACACACAUCUUGAACACCCACUGCACGAAAUGCAAAGUUCCCGCCGAGAUGUACAACGCUUUCACUUGGCUGGGCUACGUGAACAGCGCUGUGAACCCCAUCAUAUACACCACCUUCAACGUCGAGUUCAGAAAGGCGUUCAUAAAGAUCUUGCACUGCUAAACUGCAGCGUCAUUCGUCUCAUCAGACUGAGGGAGGGGUGAAGAAUUAAAAAAAAACAUCUUUUCUGUCAAAUACCUCAUCCUGUGAAGGAAAUGCACCACAGGGGAAAGCCGCGAUUCGCUUUUUAAAAAGGAACAGAACUGAACGAGUGGGAAAAACUUGACUGUGUCUUACUCGAUGACACGUUGGCUCUAUCUGUGAAUGGUUUGUGGACUUCAAAUCACUGAAUGUAAAACAAGAAAUGUCUGUAACAAUGACUUGUUCCAUAGAGAAAGAAAUAUGUACCAUUGUUCUCUGAAAAUCAUUGUGCUUGUCGCGUAAGGAGCCAUCUGUGUAUACCACACACGUACAAGUUGCAAACUGCUUUUUAUUGUGUGUGUAAUUUAUGUUAUGAAGAUGGAGAUUUUCUGCAGAUCUUAUAGAUAUCAAGUCAGUGUUCAUUGCAGUGUUAAAGCUCAGACGUGAGCUCUUAAUCUUAAAACCUGUCACUGGUUGGAAUGUGUGUUUGAGACAAGAGACAAUUUACUUGCUGUAUAAUGUGGCAAUGCCAAUAUCCACAUAUUUGCAAUUUUAUAAAUUGGAAAAAUCAUGUUAUUAUUAUUAUUAUUAUUAUUAUUAUUAUUAUUAUUAUUAUUAUCACUAUUAUACUUAUCAUUCUUUGCUGUAAAUAGUUUUUUCUUAACACAUUAACUGUGAUUAUGCCUGCAAUUGAAAUGUGAUGCAUGCUACAUUGCUCCUCUACUUGACUUCUCAUGAAAUGUAUGUUUAGCAAAAAAUGACAAAAGAUGUCCAAUAAAUGAAGUUCUGAGACACUGUAACGUGCCACAUGAAAAUCA
This is a messenger RNA of Hippoglossus stenolepis (Pacific halibut), 2685 nucleotides long. It is a transcript of the gene drd2a, whose product is annotated as dopamine receptor D2a. Gene Ontology annotation, biological process: adenylate cyclase-activating adrenergic receptor signaling pathway. The record is from RefSeq and is a predicted model, not a curated record. Gene Ontology annotation, cellular component: glutamatergic synapse; presynaptic membrane. Gene Ontology annotation, molecular function: dopamine neurotransmitter receptor activity, coupled via Gi/Go; G protein-coupled receptor activity. The transcript is spliced from 8 exons. Bases 434 to 1849 code for a protein of 471 amino acids. Lineage: Eukaryota; Metazoa; Chordata; Actinopteri; Pleuronectiformes; Pleuronectidae.